AUGCCACUCUCCGGUACGACUGCGGACGUCCAACCGUUCUAUGGAUAUGUCGACACAACUGAAGAUGCUCUGCGUCUCAUUGAGGCGGCCCGUCGCGGAGUGCUACCUCGUGUCACUCGACGUUUCAACGAGCUCGAGAGGAGAUCCAUGAUUAGGAGCGGAGCAGUGUUCGUUUUUAGCGUCGAGGAGAGCGGCAUCAAGCGGUGGACGGAGGGGUUAACCUGGUCGCAGUCGCGUAUAUCUGGGAACUUCCUGAUCUACCGAGAGGUCGCCGACCGAAACAUCCUCCGCAGUUCACAUCAAGUCUCGGACUCUUCUGACGGUUCACAGAGUGGUCAUCCUGUGGAGAGCCAUAUAACGUUAAAGCCAAACGGGCUGAUAAAAAAGGCGAGCACGAUAACGGUCAAGAUAAAUGGCUCUGAUCAUCACCUAAUAUCAUACUUCACGCAAGAAGACGUCCAUUCGGGACGGCUUCACAGGCCAACCAGUCGGUCGGAUUUGAUGGCGCUGAAGAUACCCGCCGAGCUUUUGCAGUCCGCGAACUUCCGCUAUCCACUCAAGCUCGACGGGCAACGCAUCGGUAUUUCCCAAUUGUGAGCGAAGCUUUAGUUAUCUGGACUCACUGAGACUCUGAUCAGCUUCGCCACAUCGAUGACGUUAGCGAUGAAAGCGAUGGCGCUGAUAAUCAGUGCAAAAAAGC
Laetiporus sulphureus 93-53 is the source of this 700-nucleotide messenger RNA. RefSeq lists its product as uncharacterized. Gene Ontology annotation, molecular function: DNA binding. The record is from RefSeq and is a predicted model, not a curated record. The coding region runs from base 1 to 597 and encodes 198 amino acids. The transcript is spliced from 4 exons. NCBI's taxonomy places the organism in Eukaryota, Fungi, Basidiomycota, Agaricomycetes, Polyporales, Laetiporaceae.